UAGAAACACAUGGCUGAUCCCGGCUUAUUUACCUUCCCCUUUAUCUUUCACCUUUCCCCUCUUCCUGAAUAUCUUCUUCAUCCAUCUCCCUCUUUUUUUUUCAAACCUAUACAUUAUCCGCCAAAAUGUUCAGCUGGUUCAAGUCUUCCAACGAGUCCAAGCCCACCCAGGAGCCUACCUGGAAUGCGGCCACUAUGGCCAUGGAACAGCCCCCCAACGCCGAGGCCAUGUCUUCCAACAACGUCGUCGCCCAGCAGCCUAGCCCCGAAUGCAUGAAGAUGGAACUUCGCGGUGGCGGUGAAGGUGGUGAUAUCUGCUGUGGAAUCUGCGCUGGUAUUGCUUGCUUUGAGUGCUGCGAGUGCUGCUGCUAGAUACGCCGCUUUUACUACGAAAUGCUACAAACCAAUGUGAUGAACGCGUUGGAAUGGAACUUGGCGCCUGUGAAUAAUGCGAGCCAUAAUGGAUACCACUUUGUUGUAAUAAGAGACUACUGUUGGAUCGGUCUUCGGUUCAAAAUCCGUGUCGUAUUAUGAUCCCUAGUUAGCUGUCAAGUGGAUCAUGCAGCCUAUUGUCGUGUUAAGGUACUAGUUAGGACUAGUCGUGGAUCUGCUAGAGGAGUAUUACCUGAAGGGGAUAUAUAUGUCACCUCAGGAGGUUAUGGCUGCAUUAUGUAGUUGGAACUAAGAAUCGGAGAGAAAGCAGGUGCAUUCUCAAGGCAUCUUUUUUUAUAUCCCCUCUUAUCUCCUAGCUGGAAGGGCGAGAAUAACAGAAGCAAGGCAGGCGAGGCUAAAUUUCAGAAUUGACCUUCUAUUUUAAAACUGGAAUUGAGUUGGCCGCUAUCCUUGUCAAU
Messenger RNA from Penicillium samsonianum, 850 nucleotides. RefSeq lists its product as uncharacterized. The transcript is spliced from 3 exons. The coding region runs from base 126 to 371 and encodes 81 amino acids. The record is from RefSeq and is a predicted model, not a curated record. NCBI's taxonomy places the organism in Eukaryota, Fungi, Ascomycota, Eurotiomycetes, Eurotiales, Aspergillaceae.